CUUCAGUCCCUGGUAUCAUAUGACCGUAGCACGUUCCUCCCCUUUGAUCUGAGUUCUUCGCCUCCCUUUUCCACCGACUUCAACCUUACUCUCGUUAACGCUAUCAAGGCAGACUCUUGUUGUUUCUUCCCAAGCGAAUUCGGCUUCAAUAUCACUUCUUCGCUAUCGCUCUAUCGCAUCAACGUAGAUUAUCACGCCUCAAGGGCGAGUUGACUGACGUUUUCAUUGGUGGUGACCCCCGAAGCAUUGGCGCCCAGAAAAUCAACCAACCCCGGGCGCUUAAUCCCUGGAUCUCGAAGACUCUGCGGCAGGGCCGGCCCUCGCUGCCACUUCACCAUUCACCUCGCUUGAUCUCUUGACGUCCAUUCAUUCCCGCCUAGGACAAGCGAUUCUGCCCCACGAGUCCAGCACACCUUCCUUUCCUUUAUUGUCUCAGGUACCACCGGCUCCGACCAGCAGGUACUCUUCCCUUCCUGCAUAUUUUCGACCUGUACCAACGCUGUCCAGUCUUACCACGACGUCGUCAGCUUACCGUCUCCGUCCAUCUGCAACUGGCGCAUCGCCAUGUCACUCAAGCAGGAAAUUGAGACCUGGGUCGAAGCCCUUGCUCACUAUGACAAUCAAGAAUUCGAAGAGUCCCUAACGAUUUUCGACGCAAUUGCCGAUACCUCAAAGAUAUUAUUCAAUUGCGGCGUAAUACAUGCAACCAUUGGCGAACAUGACAGAGCGGUGGAAUGCUACCAACGAGCCAUCAAGCUCGACCAGUACCUCGCCGUUGCCUACUUUCAACAGGGCGUCUCCAAUUUCCUCGUCGGCGACUUCGAGGAAGCCCUAGCCAAUUUCAAUGACACACUCCUAUACCUGAGAGGAAACACUUACAUCGACUACGAACAACUGGGCCUCAAAUUCAAGCUCUACUCCUGUGAAGUCCUCUUCAACCGUGGUCUCUGUUAUACAUACCUGCAGCAAGAGGAGUCGGGAAUGCAAGAUUUCAGUUUCGCUCAGAAGGAAAAGAUGACUCCAGACCACGAUGUGAUAGACGAUGCGAUCAAAGAGAAGGCUCAAGGUUACGUGGUCUUCAGCAUUCCCGUUGGUUGUGUCUAUCGGCCGAACGAAGCCAAAGUUAAGAAUCUGAAAACAAAAGACUAUCUCGGCAAAGCUCGACUCAUCGCAACGUCAAAUACCCAAAAUACAGGCACCGGCUUCUCGGGAAUCGAGCGAAGGCAAGAUCUCGCCACACAGUUUGCGCCCAAAGACGAUCGUCCACCAGAGAAUAUCAGCUUUGCUGCUACGAAUCUCGUCCAACGAAACCUGUCAAGCAGAGUGCCUAGAGACCAAAGUGCUCCGCCUGCUAUGGGAAGGAAUGUAUUCCCUCCCACACCUCCACCAGAGAAUGAGAAACCCCGGAGCCCCUCCUCGGCCACCCUGCCUUUGCGAACAACGUCCAUGCGACAGCCAAGGAAUGCUUUUCCGCGGCCGGAUCCCGAGCAACCACGGCCUGGCAUGUUAUCCCGGUCCAAUACUUUUGCGGCCAACAGUGCCAGACAGCCAAGCCGUAUGGAACGCGAGAACUCGUGGGCUGACGAGCCUCAAGCUAUGGAACGCCAACCUAUGGAGAGAUCUCGUUACGGAACUCAGCGUACCGCAUCUGAGCCACGCGGUCCGGGUUCUCGACAACCCCAAGGUUUUGGACGUUCCAUGUCCCAAAGGGCGCCGGCGCCCCUGUUCCGAGAACAACCAAGAUACGAAGAACCUAAUGAUGUGGUGGAUGAUGUCUACCAGAUGUAUUCUGCUCCUCGUCGACGUCAAACCACAAGGCGCCAGCCAGAGCAACCAGCAUAUAUUAAUGAAGAAGAUGAAUAUUUCGACGAAGACGAAUUUACUUCGGAGGAUAUGAGCGGUUUCGAACCCGUCCAACGUCCCAUGUCGGGCCGCGGCAGCAAGAGGGUCGACAUGCGCAAGAUCCGCGUCAAAUGUCAUUUCAACGAAGAUACGCGAUACCUUAUGAUCGGCGCUGUGAUAGAUUUCGGUGAUUUUGAAAGCAAGAUACGCGAAAAAUUCGCCAUCAAAGAAAAGUUGAAGAUCCGCAUGCAGGAUGAUGGAGACAUGAUCACCAUGGGCGACCAAGACGACCUGGAAAUGCUCCUCAACAGUGUCAGGAGUCAAGCCAAGAAGGAGAGAGCAGAGAUGGGCAAGAUGGAGGUAUGGAUAUCAACAUGAGAGAUCUCGUCCAUCUUGCUCGCGAUGGAAUUUCAGAGUGGAGCGGAUACUCGCUAUGCACGUAACUAACGAAGAAGAGAGGAGCAUCGUCGUUCCUAUAUUGCCAGCAGGCCUGUGGAGUCAUGUGUGCUCUAGAUUUGGAUACCCUUUUCUCUAUCUGUCAACAGGGUUCAGAUAUGGAUAUGUUGUACUGAGCGUGGAGUCUGAUUUGGCACUGGGAAAUCUACCUCGCAAGGGGCUCUAUCUGCAUGCUUUAUGCUUUCUGCAGAAUAUCAAUGACUCAAGCAGUCAGUGGGUAGCUACAUACUAGUCAAUCUUGCGAAUGUCUGUCGCAUAUAAAGGCGAACCAGGGUUGAACCCA
This is a messenger RNA of Exophiala mesophila, 2581 nucleotides long. RefSeq lists its product as uncharacterized. Gene Ontology annotation, molecular function: protein binding. Lineage: Eukaryota; Fungi; Ascomycota; Eurotiomycetes; Chaetothyriales; Herpotrichiellaceae. The transcript is spliced from 4 exons. The record is from RefSeq and is a predicted model, not a curated record. The coding region runs from base 565 to 2220 and encodes 551 amino acids.